Messenger RNA from Leguminivora glycinivorella, 2772 nucleotides. It is a transcript of the gene Pep, whose product is annotated as zinc finger protein on ecdysone puffs-like. Bases 161 to 1972 code for a protein of 603 amino acids. The record is from RefSeq and is a predicted model, not a curated record. The transcript is spliced from 12 exons. Lineage: Eukaryota; Metazoa; Arthropoda; Insecta; Lepidoptera; Tortricidae. Gene Ontology annotation, cellular component: nucleus.
GCAUUCGUCUCGUCUGAUUUGUCAGCCUUUUCCCUUCCUCUUCCUGCCAUUUUGUUUUAUCGUUUGCGGUCGUGGUGUUGACGUUAUCUUUCUGUGUUUUCGCCAUUGCUGUAAUUUUCUCAAUUUAUUGUUGUUUGCGGUUGUUGCAGUCAAGUAGAAAAUGGCCAACCGAAGACCUCAGGGCGGCGGUCGCCGUAUGGAUUUCGGUCACAAUGAUCGCGGGAAGAACUUUGGGCGUUCCGGCGUGUCGCCGUGGCAGGGCGGCGGACCUAGCGGCGGCCUACCUAACCUUCUACCGCUUUCCGGUGUUCCUACCGAAGCCACGCUGGCGUUAGCCAGCAACAUCAUCAACUUGCUGCAGCCGAGGCAGAAUCCUGUCCCAUCCCUGCUGGACAUGCCUAUCAGGCGCGACUUCGGACCUGACAUGGGCCGGUAUGACAGAGGUUAUGGUGGACCUAAUCGGAUGGGCAAUCAGGGUAAUUUCCGGCGAACGGGGAAUUACAACAAUCGCACGGGUGAGCGUAUCAACAUGAAUCGUAAGCCGUUCAGGCCCAAUGACGGGCGCCACCACCACAAGAACUCCCCGAAAAAGGAAGCCGAUUCCAAGGCUAAACCUGUCAAGGAGAGCGAAGAGAAAGACAAGGAUUCCAAGGACGAAGACUCCAAGAAGGAAGCCCCGAAGACUCGCUACGAUGACAUCGACGCCCAGUUGCUUCGGUGCCAUAUCUGCCAUAAGAGCAUGUGGGACGGAAGGAGUUUCGAGAACCAUCUGAGCGGCCGGGCGCAUGCCAUCAUGAUGCAGAAGACUGCGGAGAGUUAUGCGCUCACUGCUGAUACUAUGAGGCAGGAAUACAAGAUCCGCGAGAUGAAACGCACCCGCAAAUCCGGACAGCAGCCGGCGCGCGACUUUUACUGCGCUAUGUGCGACAUGUACGCUGCCGAUGGUGCUGUUCAUCGCACUACCGUUGGCCACCGCAAGCUGAAGAAAUACCUGCACCCAACCUGUACAUGCUGUCACAAGGAGAUGCCGACCCGUAUUGAACUAGACGAGCACCGUCUCAGCGCGGAGCAUCUCCGGAAUAUCCAUGACAAGAAUGAGCUGGUCACCAAGCCCAAGCCUGAAGUGAUGGUGAUCUCGACUCUGACCAUGGAGCAGUCGUACUUGCGAGAGGACCGCGAGCGCCGCAAGCCUCACGACGGCAAGGAGAAGGCCGCUGAGAAGGAAGGCAACGAGGACGGCGAGGUGGAAGUGAAGACAGAGCCGGUGGAUGGCGAGGAAGCUAAGCCGGAGAAGGAAAGCAUUGACAACGAGAAAACCAUCCUCGACUACAAGGAGGGCGAUGACUUGUCCAAUGUUACUCCGGAUAUGCUGCCCGCUUACAGCACUGAGCGCGGCGUAGGCGCCUCCUUCCUUCAACCCUUCCACUGCGUGCAAUGCAAGCUGUGCCGCAAGCUGCUGGACGGCGAUGAGACCGCUGAAGUCCACCUGAGGACCUGGAGACACCACCAGCUGUUCACUCGCCUGCUGACCCAGCAGCAGGAGGCUAAACAGCAAGCAGCGGAAGUAGAAGCCGAGAAGGCCGAGCAAGAGUCCAACAAGCGCAACGCCAAACCCGAGGAGAGCGGCAACUGGAAGCGGCGCCGCACUUCCGAGAACGGACACGAGAACGGUUUAGAAGAGGACGUCUGUAUGAAGGAUGAGCUCGACGGCGAAGCUGAAGGCGGCGCGGAGCUGCCGCCGGACGACGCGCUGGAGGACUGGGAGCAGAGCGUCGAUGAGAUCUUGCAGGAUGAACGUACCGAUCAGGAGCAAAACAACGAGGAGGAUAACAAUGAGCCCGAAGAGGAAGAAUCUCGCGAGGAACCGCCUCAGGAGCAGUCUCCGCCGCCGGCGCCCGCCGCCGCCGACAAGAUCGACCCGCCCGCGCGCGCCUCGCCGCGAGCCUCGCGCGCGCGCCGGGGACGGUACUAGCCCGGCUCCUCGCACCGCACUGCCCGCCACACGACACAUCUUCACGACAACCACUGUCCCGACAAGAUGCCGAUCAUGUACACUCCGUAGACAACUCGUAAUCCAUUAAAAUUGUACAACCUAACCACAAAAUUAAAAUUUUGAAAAAAACCCCGACCGCGACAUAGUAGACCGAGUUUCAUGAAACAUGGCCAAGAACACUCCCGACUAACAGCUUUCAGAAAAAAAAAACUAAAACAAAAUCGAUUCAUCUUUGGGAACUACGAUGCCACAGACGGACACCACACACAUACAUACAGCCAGACAGACACGUCAAACUUAUAACACCCCGUCAUUUUUGCGUCGGGGGCUAAAAAUGAGACCUCAAAAGCCUCCUAUCGACAGACCCCUCCCCCACGCCCACAGUCGUCGAGAAGACUAAUGACUACACCGCAACAUACUCUUUGAAUUACACGACCACUUUCGCUCACGACGACCACUGUCCGGCCAAAGUGCAGUCGUCAACACUUUAUAAAAAAUGAAAUCUCAAAAACUGGCAGGUAAAGAACAGACCGGCUGAGAAGUUGGAACCUCGCGUACCUCACCGUGCGCCGCGAACGCUAGUAGCUCACACUAGCCACUAGGUCACACCACAGUCACCACACUACCGCUCUGCAUCACGCUAACCGAGUUAAGCGCUACGUACUAAGGUGGGUCACUCUUGUAUGGAGAAUAAAUAAAUAUUGGGGACACCUUACACAAAUCAACUUAGCCCCAAACUAAGCAAAGCUUGUACUAUGGGUGUUAAGCGACGAUAUACA